AUGGCUAAAAAAUACGAGGGACCUGCUAUUGGAAUCGACCUUGGCACAACCUACUCAUGUGUAGCAGUUUGGCAGGGUCAAAACAAUCGGGCUGAGAUCAUACACAAUGAACAAGGCAACAGAAUCACACCUUCUUGUGUUGCUUUCACUAACUCUCAAAGGUUGUUUGGCGAUGCUGCCAAAAAUCAAGCUUCCUCUAACCCAUCCAAUACUGUCUUUGAUGCAAAGAGGUUGAUCGGAAGGAAUUAUAGUGAUCCAAUAAUUCAGAAUGAUUUAAAGAUGUGGCCCUUUAAGGUCAUUGCUGGUGCUGAUGACAAACCCAUGAUUGUUGUGAAGUACAAGGGUGAAGAAAAACACCUAUUUCCUGAGGAAAUCUCUUCGAUGGUCCUAACUAAGAUGCGAGAGAUUGCAGAAGACUUUUUGGAAUCACCUGUCCAGAAUGCAGUCAUUACCGUGCCUGCUUAUUUCAACGAUUCUCAGAGAAAAGCCACAAAGGAUGCUGGUGCUAUUGCUGGCCUUAAUGUAAUUCGGAUCAUAAAUGAACCAACUGCCGCUGCUUUCGCAUAUGGGCUUCAGAAGAGAGGUAAUUGUGUUGAAGCGAGAAAUAUAUUCAUAUUUGAUCUUGGUGGUGGUACAUUUGAUGUGUCUAUACUCACAAUAAAAGGUGACGUCUUUGAAGUUAAAGCCACUGCUGGAGAUACUCACCUUGGAGGAGAGGACUUUGAUAAUAGAAUGGUAAACUAUUUUGUAGAGGAGUUAAAGAGGAAGAACAAAAUGGACAUUACUAGGAAUGCUAAGUCACUUAGAAGAUUAAAAACCUCUUGUGAAAGAGCAAAACGAACACUCACUUUUGCUGUUGAUACCACCAUUGAGAUAGAUGCCUUAUUUGAUAACAUUGAUUUUUAUUCAUCUAUAACUCGUGCGAGGUUUGAGGAACUCAAUAUGGAUCUGUUUACUAAGUGUAUGGAGACGGUGAAUAUGUGUCUUAAAGAUUCGAAGAUAGAUAAGAGUAAUAUACAUGAUGUAGUCCUUGUUGGUGGCUCAUCUCGGAUUCCAAAGGUGCAGCAACUCUUACAAGAAUUUUUCAAGGGGAAGGAUCUGUGUAAGAGCAUCAACCCUGAUGAGGCGGUUGCUUAUGGAGCUGCAGUUCAGGCUUCUUUGUUGUGUAAAGGUGAUAGUUCAUCUCCAAACUUGGUGAUAUUAGAUGUUACACCACUUUCUCUUGGAAUAUUAUUAUAUGGAGGUCUCAUGGGUGUAGUUAUUCCUAGAAACACAACAAUUCCUACAAAGAAGAAUAAAGCCUGCAUAAAGAGUGCAGAAAACCAAUCCUCUACCCCAAUCUGUGUCUUCGAGGGUGAGAGGACAAGAGCUAGUGAUAACAACUUGUUGGGUUCGUUUUAUCUUAAUUGCAACCCUUCUUAUCCUCGAGGCCAUCCUUUGAAUGUAUAUUUUGACCUAGAUGCUGAUGGAAUUUUAACUGUAUCUGCGGAGGAAGAAAGUUCUGGAAAUAAGAAUGAGAUUAUCAUAACCAAUGGCACAGGGAGAUUAUCAACUGAGCAAAUUAUGAAAUUGAUUCAAGAAGCUGAGAAAUACAAGGCUGAAGAUGAGAAAUACCGGAAGAAAGCUAUUGCAGUGAAUGCUUUGGAUGAUUAUGUUUACAAGAUAAACAAGGCGUUGAAGGAUAUUGAUAAAAGUUCUAAACUUAGCAGACAAGAUGCAUUCAUGAUCAAUUUGGAAAUUUUAAAGGUUAAAAGUAUUCUUGAAGCAAGCCAACAGAAGGAGACAGAAGUAUUCUGGGACUGUUUGAAUAAGUUGAAGAGUGUUGUGACACCUCUUUUUCAGAUUGACUAG
This is a messenger RNA of Lathyrus sativus (Indian pea), 1851 nucleotides long. NCBI's taxonomy places the organism in Eukaryota, Viridiplantae, Streptophyta, Magnoliopsida, Fabales, Fabaceae. The record is from the annotation of a GenBank genome assembly.